Messenger RNA from Rosa chinensis, 1153 nucleotides. Its product is annotated as transcription factor ORG2. Gene Ontology annotation, molecular function: DNA-binding transcription factor activity, RNA polymerase II-specific; RNA polymerase II transcription regulatory region sequence-specific DNA binding; protein dimerization activity. Gene Ontology annotation, biological process: regulation of transcription by RNA polymerase II. NCBI's taxonomy places the organism in Eukaryota, Viridiplantae, Streptophyta, Magnoliopsida, Rosales, Rosaceae. Bases 44 to 775 code for a protein of 243 amino acids. The transcript is spliced from 3 exons. Gene Ontology annotation, cellular component: RNA polymerase II transcription regulator complex. The record is from RefSeq and is a predicted model, not a curated record.
AAAUUAGUCCCAGCAAAUUCAAUUCAGUUUCUCAAAUCUCAUCAUGUUGGCUUUAUCUCCUCCUCUAUUUUCAACAAUUGGAUGGCCCUUGGAGGAUCAUCCCAUAAGUCAUGACCAUAACUAUUUCUCAGCAGAAUCAUCGCUUCUUCAUUUCCCUACAACUCUGCAGCCACAGUUUGAUAAGCUUGAUCACUCCACGCCAUCCACCGCAAUCAGCGGCGAGGGCAACAGUUCUUCAAUGACUAAGAAGCUUAACCACAAUGCUAGUGAGCGUGACCGCCGCAAGAAGAUCAACAACUUGUACUCAUCACUGCGUUCUCUCGUUCCCGCAGAUCAUGCGAAAAAAUUAAGCAUUCCAGCCACAGUUUCGCGGGUGCUGAAAUACAUUCCAGAGCUCCAGCAGCAAGUGGACGGACUAAUUCAAAAAAGAGACGAGCUUUUGUCGAAAAUUUCUAAGCAAGAAAAUGUAAUAUUACAAGAGGAAAAGCAAGUAAAAAGCACAGCUCGGAGGAGUAGGAGCUCAUUAUCUGCUGUUUCAACAACCCGUCUUAGUGAUAGUGAAGUUGCCAUUCAAAUAUCCACACUUGAUUCCACCCACAAUUUCAUAUCUCGGAUUUUGCAAAGUCUGGAGGAGGAUGGGCUUGAAAUACUGAAUGCUUCUUCUUUUGAGUCCUCUGGAGGGAGGGUCUUCUAUAAUUUACAUCUCCAGGUAGAUAUGUUCCAUAGGUUGGAAUGUGAGAAUUUAAGCGAGAAGCUCAUGUCCUUCUACGCAUAAGAAAAAGUAAUUCCAGAGGACUUUUUGAUGAAUUAAUGUGUUACCAGCUGUUGUAAGACAGCCUUCAUUCAAGGUUGUACUAUCAUGUCAAAUUAUCUAUUUAAGUAUAGAUCAUGACAAAUCCUACCACAUACCACAUAGGUGUUUCGUCCAUCCACAUUGAAGUGAAAAAGCACUUUAUGCCUAAGUUCAUCUUCAACAAUACCAACCAUUAGCCAUGGCAUGAAUUCCGGGAGAGAAUUUAUGACCUAUUACGCUAUCCUAGGAAGAAGAGGAUGAAGUUUAGUAAUAAGUCGAGUUUGGAAGUAAUGUAUUUGUGUAUCAUGUGAAGUGGCACAAUGUAGAUAAAGGCAACUAAUUAGUCUUUCCUCUUUCAAA